AUGAGCGAAAACGCCAGCGCCGAGCUGCUGGCCGCGGCCAAAGACGCCGCGGCGCGCAAUCUCGACUACUACGCCCUGUUAGGCAUCGACCCGUCCACCGACACGAUCACGCGCGACACGGUGCAGCGAGCAUGGCGCAAGCGGUCGCUGAAGUACCACCCGGACAAGGCGGGCGAAAAAUUCGACAAGGAGAAAUGGGAGGAGUUCGGGCUGGCGCGUGACAUUCUGGCUUCGGAGGAGGCGCGGGCGGCAUACGACGGGGCGAGGGCGGCGGCGCUGCAGAGGGCGCGCGAGAAGGAGCAGAUGAACGCGCGGCAGCGGCAGUUCGUCGAGGAGCUGGAGGAGGCCGAAGGCCGGAGCAAGAGGCAGCGGGAGGAGGGCGCCGCGCGUCGCGAGGAGGAGGAGCGCGAGAGGGCGCUGAAGACGGCUGAGGGUCGCAGGAUCGUCGAGGAGAGGCAGCGGCUUGUCAGGGAAGCCGAGGAGCGAGAGCAACAGCGGAAGAUUAAGGAUGACGAGGCGAUGGACGACCGGAUAAGGGAGCUGCAGGACAAGCUUGCGGAGAAGGCGAGGCGGAAAGAGGAGAAGCGGGCGAGAAGGGAGGGCAGGAAGGCCGGUGUCGCUGACGAGGAAAAGAGGACCGACUCCGCGCCCUUGGCCCCCCAUGUCGCUGAACCGAAGCAUGCCACCGAGAGUCAGACCGCAUCGAUACCCCGGAGAGACGUGCAAAAGUCAGACGACCCGGUCAAGUUCUGGGCGACGCAGUGGCCCAAGACGAGGGAGAGACUGAAAGCAGCACAGAUUGUUAAGGAGCAGAGGAUGAAGGAGGCGAGCACUGCGGCUUGA
Molecule: messenger RNA, 843 nt
Organism: Diaporthe amygdali
Lineage: Eukaryota; Fungi; Ascomycota; Sordariomycetes; Diaporthales; Diaporthaceae
Exons: 1
Coding region: 1-843 (280 amino acids)
Biological process (GO): spliceosomal complex disassembly
Cellular component (GO): spliceosomal complex
Source: RefSeq, a predicted model, not a curated record